Molecule: messenger RNA, 2720 nt
Organism: Megalops cyprinoides (Indo-Pacific tarpon)
Lineage: Eukaryota; Metazoa; Chordata; Actinopteri; Elopiformes; Megalopidae
Gene: celf4
Product: CUGBP, Elav-like family member 4
Exons: 14
Coding region: 339-1913 (524 amino acids)
Biological process (GO): regulation of alternative mRNA splicing, via spliceosome; mRNA splice site recognition
Cellular component (GO): ribonucleoprotein complex; nucleus; cytoplasm
Molecular function (GO): mRNA binding
Source: RefSeq, a predicted model, not a curated record
UGCUAGAAGCAGGGGCAAGGGGAACGGAGGUGUAAAUAGAAAGCAAACGCUCUCAGUCUUUCUUUCUCCCUUUUAUUUGUUGAAUGAAUUUAUGAACUUAAGUAAUAUAUAAAUACGGGGGGAAAUCUCCAAAACGAGAGGCAAACGCUCGAGCUUUUGAUAUAAUUUCUUUUCGAAUAAUAUAUGUAUUCGUAUAUAUGUAAAUAUUUGCAUUACUAGAAUUAUAGAAGGACCUAUACUUGCGCGGCUCAAAUAUACUACAAUUGUAGCUACUUCUGAAGCUUCUACUACGGCUACUACUAAUAGCACUACUACUACAACUCCUCCCCGGCGAGAAGAUGGCAACUUUAACGAACGGGCAGGUGGACAGCACGGGACACGGCGGCGCUGCCAGCACGAACGGGCUAGUGAACGGAUUAAGCCACAGCCACAGUCCCGCGAGCUGCGCCACCAUUCCCAUGAAGGACCACGAUGCCAUCAAACUGUUCAUCGGGCAAAUCCCACGUAAUCUGGACGAGAAGGACCUCCGACCCCUCUUCGAGGAAUUUGGCAAGAUCUACGAGCUCACCGUCCUUAAGGACCGCUUCACCGGCGUGCACAAAGGCUGCGCCUUCCUCACCUACUGUGCCAGGGAGUCGGCCCUGAAAGCCCAGAGCGCACUUCACGAGCAGAAGACCUUGCCAGGGAUGAACAGACCGAUCCAGGUGAAGCCGGCGGACAGCGAGAGCCGGGGAGAAGACAGAAAACUCUUUGUGGGAAUGCUCAACAAGCAGCAGUCCGAGGACGACGUGCGACGUCUUUUUGAGUCUUUCGGUAACAUUGAGGAGUGCACCAUUCUAAGAGGUCCUGAUGGAAACAGCAAAGGUUGUGCUUUUGUGAAGUACUCCUCCCACGCCGAGGCUCAGGCAGCUAUCAGCGCCCUGCAUGGCAGCCAGACCAUGCCUGGCGCCUCGUCCAGCCUGGUGGUCAAGUUCGCCGACACAGACAAGGAGCGCACCAUCCGCCGCAUGCAGCAGAUGGCCGGCCAGAUGGGCAUCUUCAACCCAAUGGCGCUGCAGUUCGGGGCCUACGGCGCGUACGCACAGGCACAGGUCCAGCAGCAGGCAGCCCUGAUGGCGUCGGUCGGGCAGGGCGGGUACCUCAGCCCCAUGGCAGCCUUCGCUGCCGCUCAGAUGCAGCACAUGGCCACAAUCAACGGCCUGCCCGGCGGACCAAUGACACCCACCUCAGGUGGCAGCACGCCCCCAGGUAUCACUGCCCCCACGGUGACCAGCAUCCCCUCCCCCAUCAGCGUCAACGGCUUCACGGGCCUGCCCCCCCCUCAGGCCAACGGGCAGCCCCCCGCCGAGGCCGUCUUCACCAACGGGAUACACCCUUACCCAGUUUUGCAGGAGAUCAUUUUUAGAGAGGACUCGGAGAAGGGCGAAGUGGGCGUGGCUCAGCGGAGUUGUUUUGGGGUUCAGGGGAGCUGCUUCCUGUCCUCUCUCACUGAAGCAGCACAGAGUCCCACAGCGGCCGACCCCCUCCAGCAGGCCUAUGCAGGAGUCCAGCAGUACGCAGCAGCCUACCCUGCUGCAUAUGGACAGAUCAGCCAGGCCUUCCCCCAGCCUCCCCCCCUCAUCCCUCAGCAACAGAGAGAAGGCCCGGAGGGGUGUAACCUGUUUAUCUACCACCUCCCUCAGGAGUUUGGAGAUGGCGAGCUCAUGCAGAUGUUCCUGCCUUUCGGUAAUGUCAUCUCCUCCAAAGUGUUUGUGGAUCGGGCGACAAACCAAAGUAAAUGCUUUGGGUUUGUGAGCUUUGACAACCCCGCCAGCGCCCAGGCGGCCAUCCAGUCAAUGAACGGCUUUCAGAUCGGCAUGAAGAGACUCAAAGUGCAGCUGAAAAGGCCAAAGGACGCCAACCGCCCCUACUAGCCCCCCCCGACCCCCUCACUUCGCCCCCGCCGGCGAAGACCGCUGGAGCACACAGGAAAAAACAGGUUUUAUGGAGUCGGGGAGCAUGUUGGCGACAUGAAAAAAAAGACAUUGAAAUAAAACAGAUUCAAAGGGGCGCUGGAACUGAACUGCUACAAAACAGAACUGAACCGCGAAGGAUCAAAUCGCAGAACUUGAAUACUUCUACUGGAUGUAACUUUUGGGCCUCGGCAGAGUGCAGAGUGUGGGGGCUUGGGUGUCAGUGGGUCUCGACACUCUCCCAACACCGACCUAUCUGGACCAGGCCGGCUCAUUACAGUGAAUGACUUCAACAAAAAACAAAACAAGAAAAAAAAAAAAAAAGACUGACUCACGCAGAGCGGCGCUUGCAGAAGAGAAGACAUGGCAGGACCAGAUGCAUUUAAAAGACCAUUUUUUGGGGGAAAAAUAAGAAAACAUUUAAUGAGAGCUCGCAAGAAGAGCCCGAACUAACGGGGAACUAGCUCACGAGGGAAAUAACUUUUUAAAGAACGGUUUCAGAAGACGCUAAUAAAACAAAUAGCAGCCCCAUUUCAGAGGAAAAGGAACCUUUCUAAGGGGAUACGAUAUUUCAGGACACAAACUCACCGCGAUUCGGUUGGCCAUCUUUACUUGGAGUGCCUGUCCGUUUCCAGGGGAUGCUGUUGCCACGGUGAGCUGUAGCAACAAUCUCCAGGGAGUCUUACCCGUCAUUCCUCAGUUGAUUUAGGGACCAAAUGACCAAACGUUUUUAUCACUUAAAGACUUGUAGCUGUAUCAUACUCGGAC